Messenger RNA from Lingula anatina, 1583 nucleotides. RefSeq names its product FMRFamide receptor-like. The record is from RefSeq and is a predicted model, not a curated record. Lineage: Eukaryota; Metazoa; Brachiopoda; Lingulata; Lingulida; Lingulidae.
CUCCUGUAUUAAUUUUAUGGUGGCACGUAUUCAAGAAAUCCUUCGAAAAGACACGAGGUCAUUGGACAAUAAUUCACUAUCACACAACAUUGCGUCAUUCUAGUUAAAAAGGCGUGUGGUUAUUUUAGCUGACCAUUUCUUGAGGGAGAGUAACUACACAGCGGACUUGGAGAUUCCACACAUUCCAUGAAAUCUUGCAGCGAUUACUAAGAUGGAGCUCGCGGUUAGUUUUUCCGAGAAUUCUUCCACUGGGGAAGACACGACAAUAACUUCACUUGUGCCUUUUGCCGUGUGGUCGGAAAAUUCAUCAAGGUUUUUGAGCAAAACACCCGACAAUUCUAGCCAUGGACUCGAAGCUACCACGCAGGGUGGGUUCAUCAACAAAACGUCUUUCAAUGAAGGCGAAAACUUCCUUGCCUAUAGUUUCGACGUGUAUACCUUCGUACUCGGCGGUAUAGUGCUGACUACGGUUGGUACCAUCGGGAUGAUAAGUAAUGUCCUGGCAUUUAUAGUGUACGCAAUUGAAGAAAGAAAGGCACCCGCAGCACAUUGUUACCUGUUCAAAUGGCUGGCUUUUUUCGACAAUUUAUUCAUUUUCUGGAUGGUCUCUUUUUUCGGAACAUUGACUUUUGAUGCGCACACAGGGUUUCUUGGAGACUUUAUGUCAAAAUACGGAAGCUACGUAGCGUAUGUUUGGCCCAUUGGAACAGUACCGGCUUUAGCUUCAAAGUAUAUGCUUGUCUUCGUUGCUAUGAAUCGUUACCUUGCAGUUUGUAAACCUCAUUUGGCCGGGAAAUAUUGUUCUGUUUCUCAGUGGCGAGUGCGUAUUUUUAUCCUCUUCAUAGUUUGUGUUGUAUACAACUUGCCGAGGCACUUUGAUCUAGAAUCAGUGCGGUACGUCCCCUGUGGCAAAGUGAAAAGUAAUGGGUUAUGUUUUGUAGCCACGAGCAGAAAAUGGCCACAGUGGUACUUUCUCUUUUACCGCACUAUUUGCAAAGGUACUGUCUAUCAUUUCAUACCUCUGUGUACACUGAUUGUAUUAAAUUGCAAAUUGAUACUUAAAGUGAAGAAAAGCGUACAGAAACAGAAGGAACUUGCAGUGACAAAUGAAAGACGGCAACGUUUGCAGAGAGAGCUGAAUAGGAUUGUCAUCUUGUUGGUGACAACAUAUAUCAUAUGCGUAACACCAAUAACUGUUUUUCCGCUUCUACAACUUCUCAAGGACGCGUUGCCAAAGCAGGUGCUUGCAUCUCUGAAAUAUUUCCAGCCCAUCGCCUUCUUCCUUGGUGAAGUCAACUCAUCUGCGAACUUCUUCAUUUAUGGGUUGGUCAGCACUUCGUUUCGACAGGAACUGAGAUCGCUCUUCUGUCGUAGUGAGAACCAAGACCCUGACACCGAAAAUGGUGAAAUCCCUGCCGACAUGCAGAGACGGGUUUGAAUUACGAACGCUUUUAACGAAUUCGAAUAGUUCACGAGGAAAUACUUGAAACUGUCAACUGUGAAAACAUCCUUCGUAACGCUGUCACCUGCAGUCACGUCGUGUUACUACAAAUAGUUUUUAAAGAAUAUUUUACUACGAUGUU